CCUAAUCAACUAGCCGUCUCUCUGGUUCUCUCCCAGGAUGUGUUCUUGAUAUGCUUCUCCCUGGUCAGUCCGGCCUCCUUUGAGAACGUCCGAGCUAAGUGGUACCCCGAGGUGAGACACCACUGCCCCAACACACCCAUCAUCCUCGUGGGCACCAAGCUGGAUCUGCGAGAUGACAAGGACACCAUUGAGAGGCUGCGAGACAAGAAGCUCUCCCCCAUCACCUACCCACAGGGCCUGGCCAUGGCGAGAGAGAUUGGCGCCGUGAAGUACCUGGAGUGCUCUGCGCUGACCCAGCGAGGCCUGAAGACGGUAUUCGACGAGGCCAUCCGAGCCGUGCUCUGCCCUCCGCCUGUGAAGAAGAGGGGGAAGAGGUGCACCAUGUUCUGAGGAGGAAACCUUGCUCCAACACUACACUACAUCACCAUGUACAACAACCACUACUUCUCUGAGAGGAUGAGAGAAAACUAGCGAGAGUGAGUGUGCACUGCUGAGAUUGCUUUCUUUAUAUUGAUGUUUUUUCAAAGCGACAUUGGUAUACUUAAUCCAAUUUUUUUACCAUAACUGAAUAGGCUCAUAGGUUCUCUGUGAAAGACAUUGACUGUCCACCUACUUUGUACUCAUAGAACCACAUCAAGUUGCCAUGAGGGCUGACAUUUAUAUUUACUGCAUUCUGCAACAUCUCUUCUUUUCCGCCAUGCUUGCUUGAAUUAAUGCACUGUUGACGAGAUGGAAAGUGAACUAUGAAUACGCCUUCAGGUCUGAAGUUACCCUCAGCUCCUGAUCUAAGAUCAGCAUGCGCAGACGCAAUGCGUAUUACUGGCAUGCACACAAAUCUGUUGCUACUGACAGUGGAAAAAAAUGAUGCUACUGCCUGCGUUCACUAAACUUCACAAAUAGAGCAUGGCGUCUUAAAUGUUAAGUCAUUUGGGUUUUUCACAAGAAAUGAGAGUGAUGAGUUAAAGGGAAAUUCUAAUCUCUUACAAAAUGUUUUCUGUAGUUUUGGCCCAUCAUUCCAACCAGUAAUAACGUAAAUGCUGAGAUUUCAGGAACCUGAUGAGUCAAGAAACACAAGAAAGUGCUUCAACGCAACUGCACAGCUGUCGUCCAUCUUUGAGCCUUCUCCUUAGAGGACCCUGAGUCUAAGCCUAGUUUCAUUUUUCAACCUGGUCCCUACUUUCCCAUGUUUUUAUGUGUAAGUGACUAAUGGGGACAACAAUUUAGCCACCAAGCUGCGAGGGCAACUCCUCACCGUCAAUACACGUCCACUAAAAGUCAUUUCUGUUGCCUCUGACGGGCUCAGAUUAUUGUUAGUGCCUGACAACGUUAUGAAAGAACCUGAUGGAGAGGGAAGAGAGACGUCUGAAUAAAACUGAACCAUCCUGGAAAACUGUCUAUCAGCUAUUAUUUUAGUUUGAUGUUGCAAUUGCGAUAUGAUUUGCGAUGAAAAAUAAGAUAAACGAUCAUUUUCAAAUCAUUUAUCUCAUUUUUAUUGAAAAAUGAUCAUGGAGAGGAUCUGUCUCAAACAAAGUUAAGUGUGUAGAAGAUGAUGUGUAGGUCAGCACAUCUCUGCAGCACCACAACAAUUCAUUUAAAAAUGCUAUUCAGACACACAACUCACCAACACACACUAUGCCUCCUGCGAUUUCAACGUUUAGAUAAAAUGUAGAUUUGUGCAGCCACAGGUCUGAAGUCUCAUGAGAGGCGGCUUGUUGCCGGAAGACAGCGGUAAGAGUGUGAGUGAGAGUUGGAGAGGGGCGUCCCGGGAAGAGUGAGAGUGGAGGAGGACAGAAAGCUUAGCUUAGUGUUAUCUAAAAGAUUUUAAAUGUCAUGGCUGAAUAUUUCGAGGACUUGGACUCGAUGGCCGCGCGUACAGACGAUACAGAAGCUGUGACCCUACGCACCACAGAGGAAGAACCCCACAUUCAGAUCUCACUACGAGGCUGGGUGAGACACAACAACAAACACAAAGUGAAAGACAAAGAAGAAGGUUCUAUUUCUCCGUAGGGUUCUCUUCAUAAUGUUGUCAGACACAAUCUGAGCCUGUCAGGUUAAAAACAACACUUUUACUGGAUGUUCAUUGGCGGUGAGGAGUUGCCCCGAGCGAUUCCAUUACAGUUCGUUCAGCGGUUCCCUCUACAGCGCUCUCCCUCAGUGCUGGACCCAAUAUUGUUGUCCCCGUUAGACACUCACAAAUACAUGGGAGGAUAGGGUCCAGGUUUAAAAAAAAUACCCAAGUUACCCCUUAAGACCGUCAUUGUUUCUGUUUCGUGCUAAUAUGUUGCAUAUUGCCAAAUCAGCGUAUUUACAGUGAGAGGGAACGAGGCGGUGCUCAUGCUCCUCGUCUUUUCAAACAUCUCAGCACUUCUGUGAAACGAGCUCAAAGGAAUGGAUGCUGGUAGGAAUGAUGGACAGAACUAUGAGUGUGUUCCUCUGAAAGGAGCGUACCAAAGUGAACCCAGCACCACAUCAGAAGUAAGAGUGGUGACCUUUAACCCCGGCCUCUCUGAACUCAUCACUUGCUCUGGGCUUUUCAUCAUUUAGCCUUCCACAACAACAUACAGCUUACUCUUGACCCUGUUGAAUAGUAGUUAGACCAACAAAAAGAUUUAUGAGUUAUCAGGUCCACUCACUUGGUUUUACCGGAGCUUUCAGGCGCCUCGCUGCCUGAUCAGCACAGAGUUAGAGUUAGAUGCUAUUUACAGGGUGGAGAGUUCAAAUCUGAGCUUUUAACUGCAUCUCACGGUGCUCAUUGACAAGGAGAGGAGGGCCCUCUGUGGGUUAUCCACAGAGUGAACCUUGAGUUUAGAUCAUUUAGUCAAAUAAAAAAAAAACAUUUUGCUGUCUCACCUGAUCUGUGCUGUCGUUUUAUGGUGGAAAGAAUAAUCACAGUCGUGUUCUUACAUGUGAUCUUAGUCCAGUGUCUUUGGGUAACUUCAUCUAACUGUGAACACGUGACAGACCAGCAUGCCAAACAUGGGGGCUGUAAACCCUGCUGCCUGAGUUCUGCCUCUGGGGCUGGAGAAGCUUGCAUGGGUCUAAAAAUAUUCUGUCUUAACUUAUCCCAUUAUUUUAGAUCUUGUCUCUGUUCCUCUGUGUGUGUGUGUGUGUGGGUGAGUGAGUGUGUGUGUGUGUGUGUGUGGACGAGCAUGUGUCGGUGUCAGUGAGAUGGCUUUGUGUCACGGUUUGGGGGCAGUCCAUAAAAGACAUUAUUGUUUUGAGCCAAGUUUUUUAGUGUCCAGUUUUUUGGUACUAUUUCAUAUUGUAUUGUAGUAAUACACAAGACUUUUCAACAAUCUGUGGACAUAAAGAAAGAAAAAAAAACAGGAUAUUAAUGACAUCUAGUGAUGUACAGAAUAAUCCUUAGAAAAGGAAUGCGUUAUGAAUAUCUACAUGUACCUGAAUAUUUAGCUCUUAAAACUAAAACAAUUGAAACUAAAGGGAUUAUAGUCGCUUGUGUUGAAGUUAGAAGUGUUGCUAACAGUGUACAAUAAAGGGGCCGAUCUUUGUGGUGUUUGUCAUUGCGGCAAACGUUGCAGGUUGCGCCUUUCUGAAAUGCAUUUCUGUGUGGUUACAGGCCGCAGUGUGUCUGUCUCCCUCGUGUGGUGAGACGCAGCACUGCGGCACACUCCGUCACGCUGUCUUUGGUUGGCAUAGCAAACUGUGUGGUUGACUCAUGUCGUGUGGUCCUGCCUAGCUAAGGUGUUGAACUGUAGAUGAGAAAAACGCAGCGAAACAUUCUAAUCUACUAUUGCAUGGAAGUUCUCUGGUUAUUUGACCCACUGUAAUUCUUAGGAGAGGUUGUAUAAUGAAAUGCAUUGGCCAUGUAUGUAUGUAAUGUAAGAUGACUUGUAUACUUGUUCCAACUGUUUGUCUUAUUUUUUAUUACUUCACAUGUCUGUGUGGUGAAAUAUUUCAAUUUUUUGUAUACUAAAUACAAAUGUAUAUGUAAGGCACUCUGUGUUCUGUCAUGAUUAGUUGAUUUUUGGUUUCUCUUUAUGACCCAUAACAUGUGAGAACAUUAAAGAAACAGAAGUAAAGUUA
Molecule: messenger RNA, 4044 nt
Organism: Anarrhichthys ocellatus (wolf-eel)
Lineage: Eukaryota; Metazoa; Chordata; Actinopteri; Perciformes; Anarhichadidae
Product: ras-related C3 botulinum toxin substrate 1
Exons: 3
Biological process (GO): small GTPase-mediated signal transduction
Molecular function (GO): GTPase activity; GTP binding
Source: RefSeq, a predicted model, not a curated record